This is a messenger RNA of Arachis ipaensis, 3440 nucleotides long. RefSeq lists its product as uncharacterized. The record is from RefSeq and is a predicted model, not a curated record. Gene Ontology annotation, molecular function: RNA binding; metal ion binding. Gene Ontology annotation, biological process: RNA processing. NCBI's taxonomy places the organism in Eukaryota, Viridiplantae, Streptophyta, Magnoliopsida, Fabales, Fabaceae.
UACUUUAUUUAAUUUUGUGUUUGGGUUAUCGUAAAAUGAAUGAGUAUACACAUCAGCUGCAGAAUUCAACAGAGAACGAUCCCUCCAACGACAUCUUAGCCAGUGAUGCAUCAACACGUGGAUCCAUGGGAAUCGGCAACCAACAUGAAGGACCUGGGAAUAUCUCCAAUUUUGAGCAAAUGAAAUCUGCAAUAUCAGUUACCAAGGUUCAUAGUCCUGUGAAUGGAUCAAGUGAAGUGGCUAAAGUCCCCCUUGGCACAGGUUUUGAGAAAUCUGCAGCUCCUCUAGCAGAAGGUUUUAUUCGAAAUGGGACUUCUGAUCUUGUGGAAGCCAUUGAUGCUGAUAGAGAUUCUGGACAACUUAUAAGGAGUGGCAGCCCAAUAAAGCUACUUCAAGAUUAUGCUUCUGAUGAUACUUCAGGUAAUGAAGAUGAAAUAUCAGCAGGAGCUGGCAGUGGUGUUUCAAUUGCGCAUAAAGAUUCCAGGAGUCGCUUAGAGACUGAUAUUGGAUCCAAGAGUCCCUCCGGUACACAAAAGGGGUUUGGACAGCUCUCUGAAACAACUCUGGAUAAUUUAGUACAAACAUCUAAGGAACCCAUUGAAGAUUACCAUGAAAAUCAGGUGUCUGUUGCUGCUUCCUAUGAAACCAUCGCAGUGAAAGAUAAGUUAGGUAGUAAAAGUAACAAUGCUGACUUGAAGGUAGAUAAAUUUGGAAGGCAUCCCAAAGAAGCUCCUACAGAUAGUGACUCCGAGUCUGAUGAUUCUCACUAUCGUCAGACUAAGAGGGGAAGCAAAAGAGGCAGAGGGAGGAGUCACAGCAGAUCUCCUGAACACAGAAGUCGGAGUAGGAGUAGGAGGAGGAGAAAGAGUCCCCGGAGGAGAAGGGAUAGAAGAAGCCGAUCUCGAAGCCGGUCUCCACGAUAUCGUAGAAGCAGGAGUAGGUCUCCAAUCUUAAGACGUACAGGGGACUUUGGUGGUGAGAAUGUGAAAAGGGACAGGGGCCAAUGCUUUGGCUUCGUUCGGGGGAAGUGCCAUCGUGGAGCAUCUUGUAGGUUCUCUCACCAUGAAUCUGACAAGAAUGUUAGUUUGAGGCGCCAUAGGAAUAAAUAUGACCAAGAAGUCCAUUCUCAUGCAAAACAUGUUAGUGAUGGUAUAAGAAGUCAGGGUGUGGAUCAAAAGCAGGAGACAAAUGAAAAAGAAAAUUCUGUUAGGUAUGCAAAUCUGCCUAAUACUUCUGGUAUUGACAGUCAAUCAGUAAGGAAUGAUCCAAUUAAAUCUGAAAGUUUCAGAGAGACUGUUCUUGAAAUGAAGGAAAGUUUGGUUGGUUUUCUUCCUGAAGUUUUAAGUGGUGAUGAUGCCUCUAAACCAUGUGAUGGCACAAAUGAAGAUGGUGUUCAUGCAGAAGAUAAUUCAUUUGUUCACAAGAUACAACCCAAUGUUCCUGUUGGAAUUACAGAGCAUCCUAGUUACUCAUCUAGUAUCCAAACUUUACCAUAUAUGUUACCACCAACUCAGCCAUUGUCUGCCCCUGGCUCUGUUGGUCCAUCACCUUCAUCAAGACGGCCUUUAUUACAUAGUAGUUCCUCGGUGGAAUUACCACCUCAUGCUUACCAGUUGCCUCCCCCACCUGUUGUUUCACAUGCACAGGGUGAGAAUGCUGUGAAUUUGCCACAAAUUUCAAGGGACUAUGGUGUAACACAAAAAAAUACAUUAUUCCCUUUUCAGCCCACUACUAGAGAUAAAUUUGAACCUUCCCCAGCUCUGAUUCACAUGCAGAGUCCUCACUUCAGUGUACCACUACCACCUAAUUACCCUUGGACAUCAUUGCCGCUACCACCACCUCCUCCUCUCCCUUCACAAGUUGCACAUAAUCCCAGUAUAAGUUCCGGAGUUUCAACAUCAUAUGUCUCUUCAGAAUUUAAUCAAACUCAAUUGCAUUCAAGAGGGGACUUUGUUUCUCUGACUUCUGGUAAGCCUGGAUUGCCUUCUCAUUCUCAGAGUUCUGAGUUUCAGGAUCAUGCCUACCCAGCAAAUCAAUUGCUUUCAGGUCCAAAUGUUAGUGGAGAAGACCAUUAUAAGCAAUUACCCAUGCAAGAUUCAAACCUUUCAAGCUCUGGUGGUUCACAUCGUCUACAAAACCAAUAUUCCUGGCAGUCAGAUGCUAUCAGAAUACAGCCUUCUGUUGGUGCGAAUUUACCUCCAGAAGAUCAUUUCAAGACAUCUUCCCACACACUUGCAUCAUCACAGAAGCAACAACCAGUGCAUAGUUUUCAAUAUUCUGCAUCUGAGGGUAAUUUGGGUGUGCCUGGAGAAACUGUUACCUUAUCUAGAUAUCCACCGGAUGUUCUCGAUAGCAAUCAUUCAACUUCUCUUCCAACUUUUGUGGGGUCAGGAAUUCCUGCUCACUGUAAUCCUUAUGCUUCAACCUUUGAGCAGCCGCUUACUUCCAAACUCAGUUCAACUAUUUUUAGACAAGAAAGUGAUGUAAUCCAUGGAGACAAUAAUUCUGGGUUGAACCCUAUUUCUAUAAAUAGGGAAGGCGCCGUUGGUGUUGAACCAAAGUCUUCUAGAGCUAAUCAGUAUGAUCCUCUGUUUGACAGCAUUGAACCACCAUUGUCUUCUCUCAAGAAAUUUGAUUUUGAAAAACAGGAAGUUACAGGUGAAUCCAAUGUCAGCCUAAGGCCCAAAAGUUCUAAUAUGCCGUUGGAUGCGGAAGAGCAAAAUAAGCAUGAGGAGGUUGGAGCUGUUGCCUCUACCACUUCUCAAAAUAAUGAUGAAUAUGGUGAGACUGCAGAUGCAGAGGUGGAUGAUGUUGAAAAUGAGAGCCUAAGUAAUCAUGUGGAUGUUGCAAACAUGACUCCAGGGGAGGUCGAGAUUAAUCAGACUAAGUCUCCAGGGAAGAGAAAGAAGAGCAAGGAUUCUAGAUCAAUGAAGUUGUUCAAAGUUUCCAUUGCAAAUUUUGUUAAGGAGGUUUUGAAACCGUCAUGGCGGCAGGGAAAUAUGAGUAAAGUUGCAUUCAAAACAAUUGUGAAAAAAACUGUUGACAAGGUGUCAGGAGCCAUGAAAGGCCAUCGUAUGCCCAAGUCCCAAGCAAAGAUAAGCCAAUACAUUGACUCAUCACAGCGAAAGUUGACUAAACUUGUGAUGGGUUAUGUUGACAAGUAUGUCAAGUCAUAAAGGACGGCGGCGGUGGUGUAUGGUUCCGGUGUCAAUAGGUGUGACAUCAUCCCCCUGCAGUGCAAGGCAUGCUGGAUCACGUGACGGUGGUUGAUCAGCAUUCCAUUCCUGAUAGGGUUCUUGUUUCUGUCUAAUAUGUAUGUAUGUAUUGUAUUUCCCUUUUUGAUUCUUGAGGUUAGUUAUAUUUUCUAGUUUCCCUUCCAUGUUGAUAAUAUUUCUCAUGAGUAGAGUCAAUCUAUUAAUAUUUGCUAAAUUGGCCGUUUA